AAGUUGGCGGAUGUAUCAGAGUGAAUGGCAAUAGCUCUGCCAUCGCGCACAUCCGGGCAUUUGGCACGAGAUUUACAUGAGCGACGGGCCAAGCGACAGACGAUGCAAGCGCUGUCGAGAAGGGGCAUGGUCGAGUAUUCAAACAUGGCGUCGAAACGUGUAGCCUUCAUCCUAGCUUUGGUCGUUGCCAUCGUUCGUGGAGAUCCUCCUGCCGGGUACAUCAUAGACGUGCUUCCUAACUGCGGUGCUGACGCUGUUGCGGACGGCUACGUGGAGGUCGUCACCGACCUGAACGCCAAUGCGAAGGCUGUUUGUGCUGGAGGUACAGUCCACAAGUUUUCCGCCGUGGACAAGGUCAAGUUCCGUCUCGACGUCUCCUAUCCUGGUCGCGGCAGCUCCCCUUGUGUGUUCGAGAAGCGGAAGGGCGUGGAUGUCUACGUCAUCACGGUCACUGUGGCCUACGGACAGAAGGGCGGUAUGGUGCAGAAGAAGUCCGAGCAGUACACGGUCACCUGUACAUUCAGUGCCGCAGGGGGCGUUGCCUCGGUAAAGCACACGAUUCACGAUGGACUCACAGCUCCAUUGGAAGUGCAGCACAACACAGGAAGCGAGUCCAAAUCCACAGUCACGCUGAACGUCGUGGACGUUCUUGGCAAUGAUUUGACAGGGUCUGACCUUCACCUUGUGAAAACUGUCCAGCUCAAAGCCGUGAGUAAAGGCGAACAGGGAGAGAAAGGAGUGAAGCCCGUGUCGUGUGAUGCUAUUGGAGUAAAUACAAAGAAACGAUAUCCAGUGCUGAGGGCUGGCUGCGGUGACGGAAUCAUUUUCAAACGGAACCAAGGAUUCACGACAACUGGCCUGACGUCCGUCAGCCCCUACUUUCCUGCCUUCAAUGUCGCCUCCGACCCAGUCGUUAGCUUCCAGUGCAACUUCACCUUCUGUGACGCGGUCUGUGAUGGGAGCACGUGUAAAAAUGACAAAAAUCGAAGAUCUGCAGAGGUUGACAAUAGCCGAGACUCGUCACUGCUGCACACAAUCCAUACUGGUGAUUUCCUGUUCCGAGUCUCGAGGACGCGGAGGUCUGCUGAUCAGCACAAGCAAGGGAAGACCCUUCUGAGGAGAAGCAGACUUCCGGCCAAAUAUAACAAGCAUUUUACAUUGUAGUGUGGUUGACAAGUAAACUUGCAAUAUCA
Molecule: messenger RNA, 1193 nt
Organism: Haliotis rubra (blacklip abalone)
Lineage: Eukaryota; Metazoa; Mollusca; Gastropoda; Lepetellida; Haliotidae
Product: vitelline envelope sperm lysin receptor-like
Exons: 10
Coding region: 25-1164 (379 amino acids)
Source: RefSeq, a predicted model, not a curated record